GGUGGAGGAGGCGUAGCCGCGUCGGUGACGAGAGUUUGAGCGUCUCCGAGACAGUUCGGUCCCCCACUUCCGUCUCACGCCUUUAGACCUCUUUUGCAUUCAUUUCCCACCCUUGGGGAAGAAGGGGUAGUGCUAAUAAUCCCCCCCCCCCUCAGUGGGAAGCGGUGCCCCCAAAGCCUCCGACGUCGUGGUGGACUGCGUGAGCAAUCUUGAAGAACACAUCUGUACAUAGUUUAUUGACUGAGCACAAUGAGCAGUGAAGAAGAAGCAUGGGAGAAAUUGGAUUCAGAAUUUGACCAUUAUGUUGUGGAUAUGAAGUCAUAUGUUUUAAAACUACCUCAUAAAUCAGAACGUUACAGGUGUGCUGUUUGGAUUAAAAAACUUUGUGAGCCUUCAGGUGCUGGUACAGGAAUUGUUGGUAGAAAGAAUAGAAACUUAUAUGCAAAACUGCUUCUUCAUAUGCUAAAGAGAGGAGUGUUGGAGGGACCAUUUACACAAAAACCUGAAUCAGGCAUAUUGAAAGCACUUCCAUCAUACAUGUCAAUCUAUUUUGAUGAACCAAGUUCAAAAAGAGCUUGGAGUAACUUCCCAGAAGAUUUACGUGACUGGGUCAUGGAAGAAUUGGGCCAGAGUGACCAUAAACCAGAUGAAUCCUGGAAACUUUCUUUUAAAGAAGAAUCUGCUUUGGUUAGCACACCAUCUAAACAGAGGGAACAAUUUACCUGUAAUGGAAAACUAGCCUUAAGGUCACAUUCUACGAGUCCUCCUCGUUUGUCAGAAGAUGAGACCUUUCCAUCAAAUACAAGGGGAGAUUGUUAUAGAAGAAAAACUUCUUUUGAUGACAGUGACUUUGAAGCUCGUCUCAACAGUUGGAAUCUUGGGCUUGAAAAUCCUAGAUAUUUACGUGAGAAACCUAUGUCCCUCUCAUUGAUGUCACCCAAGUUAGGUUUGGGGAAAAACAGCACUUCUCGAGAUGAACAAGCAUUGUUCCGAAUACAUGAAAAGGAGCUGGAGAUGAAAUCAAAAUUGAUGGAAGCUAGACUUCAUGAAGAAAAACUUAAAUUACAGCAGAGGCAUGAUGCAGAUGUUCAAAAGAUUUUGGAUAGAAAAAACAAUGAAAUUGAGGUACUGAAGAGCUUGUAUAGAACAAAACAGAAUGAAGCCGAAGAGACCAUUCAGAAGCUUGAAAAAAAAGUUCAGACACUUGUUCGUGAGUCACAAGUUAUUAGAGAAGCUCAAGAGAAACAAAUUCUGGAGUUAAAAAAGUUAUGUGAACAUAGUACAGAUUCCUUGAACAAUGAAUGGGAGAAAAAGCUCCAUAAUGCAGUAGCUGAGAUGGAAAAAGAAAAGUUUAAUCUUCAGAAAAAACAUACAGAAAAUAUCCAAGAAUUGCUGGAGGAUACAAAUGCACGUUUAAGUAAAAUGGAAGCAGAAUAUUUGGCAGAGACCAAAACAACU
Thamnophis sirtalis is the source of this 1458-nucleotide messenger RNA. NCBI's taxonomy places the organism in Eukaryota, Metazoa, Chordata, Lepidosauria, Squamata, Natricidae. The record is from RefSeq and is a predicted model, not a curated record.